Messenger RNA from Saccostrea cuccullata (small rock oyster), 2916 nucleotides. Its product is annotated as probable serine/threonine-protein kinase pats1. NCBI's taxonomy places the organism in Eukaryota, Metazoa, Mollusca, Bivalvia, Ostreida, Ostreidae. The record is from RefSeq and is a predicted model, not a curated record. Bases 31 to 2589 code for a protein of 852 amino acids. The transcript is spliced from 7 exons.
GAGGAUGAUGAUAAACGGAAACAAUUACUAAUGGAUCUAAGAAGAGGAGGGGAGGUUGUUAGUUACAGAGGAAGAUCACAUGACAGUGUAGAUCGCGUGACGUGGCUCUGGAGAUACUGGAACUUAGCGAGACCUGACAUCGUGAGAUCCUGUAUAGGUCUAUAUCCACACAAUGAUAUUUACAUCAUCGACAACAAACCUCACAGAAAACCAAGUGAACAUCGUAAAUAUCCACCGGAUGUCAUGAGUCUACUGUAUUCUCUACUUUUAACUGAGAAAUAUCAGCUGAAUCUCAAUGAACAAUCUCACAGAAUCAUAAGAGAAAAAAUUAGAGACAGAUAUUUCCCCGAUAUUACGGAAGACAACUCGGUAGAUCUACCUGAUGGAAUCACAGAAACACGUGACGAUAUGAUAACGUUUAUAUCAGACGACAUCCGACAUGACGUCAUGUACGCCUUUGUAACGGACUGUCUGUUGAAAGACAGUGAUCUGGAGUUUUUUCUGACCACGGCGUCAUGCCACGUGAUCUCAGAAUACUGCCGGUCCUGGUGGCAUGAGAGAAGUGAGGGCGAGAGAUGUCUGUUUAUACCGAACAGUCCGGAGAAGAUGUACGACCUCUUCAUAGACAAACUUCAGCUGGACAUCAUCACACACUGUACCGUGUCUGACAGGGGGAUUCAUAAAAGGAUCAGUAAACAUUUAAACAUACCUGAAGAAGUGUUAAAAUGGGAGUUUGAAGAAAGAAAACGGUUUGUACGCAGCAUGAACAAAGACAGUGUCCCUAUGUUUCGUGCGAGAUGUCUCCUAGUGGGCUGUACAGGGGCAGGGAAGACAACUGUACUACGUAAUCUGAAGAGAAAGAAAGGGAAGGAAGAAACCGAACAACCAACAGAGACAACUAUAGGGUUGGACGUUCACCAGGAUCUGUUUCUUAUUAGACAAUCUGAGGAUGACAGUGGCAGCACUCUAAUAGACUAUGAAAGGCAUACAGCUCCACUUGCAGAAAACUACGAAAAACGCUUACUAAGUGUGAUGGACUUUGCAGGACAGGUAGCUUAUUAUGCUUGUCACCAAGUCUACUUAUCACAUAGAGCAAUUUAUCUAUUGGUUGUAGACAUGACCCAGGAUUUAAACACAAAACUACAACAAGAUGACAGAAAUUGUGUCCAGGGAACUCUGUUUGAAGACUGGACUGCACUAGAUUAUUUCACCUUCUGGCUGCAGACUAUAAGAACAUAUGGCGAGAAUGAUGAUGACAAAGGUUAUAAAAUAAAACCUCAUAUUACAGGAAGCAGUGAACAUGGGAACAAAAUGACACCUAUCAUUGUACUUGCAACACACGGAGAUUCUUACAGAAAUUCAAAGGCCAGUGAAGAGGAUACCUCUAAAUACGGAAGCUUUUUUGUCAAACUACGCAAACAUAUUCCUGAAAAUAUUAAAAAUCUUGUCUGUAAGCACUUUGAAUUGGAACUUCCUCCACGAGAAAGGUCACAAGAUGAGCUUCGAGAACUGGAAAAAGUUAGACGUUACAUAGCAAAAACUGCAGAAUCCCUUCCGCAUUGGGGAGAAAAAGUACCUAAGCAUUGGUCUGAAUUCGAACGAAUUGUUCAAGAAAGACAAGGAUCGAAAAUAGCAUCUAGAGAGCAGUUACAGGAAUUAUCAGAAUACUUAACGGAGAAUGACUUUGAUGAUAUCUUGAAAUUUUAUCACGAGAUUGGAAUGAUUUUGUAUUUCAAGGAUUUAGGGAAUGACGUUAUUCUGGACAUUCAGUGGUUUGUUGAUGCAUUUAAAAACAUUAUAACUGAUCGGAAACAUGUACCGGUAAAAAUGGCUUCUCAUGAUGAUUGGGAUCAAUAUUUUGAUGAUGGUAUGAUAACAGAAUCUUUGAUGCUCAAGAUUUGGAAGGAGAUUGGAAAGGAUUCUUCCUAUGCCAGAUACCUGAAUAGGAUAACACCUUUUAUGGAGAAACUUGGAAUCCUUGCAAAAAUGGGUAAAAAAGACAGGAGAGAAAGUCAAUGCUACUAUAUCCCGAGCAUGAACAAAAGGCAAUUGAAGAAAGGGGAACAAUGGACAAGAUGGAAGAAGACACCAAUACUCUCAUUUUACUUCAAAACAUAUUUACCCCACUUCUUUUUCUUUCGCCUUGUUGUUGCUUGCUUUGCCCUUUUGGAUUCCCAAACAAAAGAGCUUUACAAAAAUAUAGCAUUAUUCUGUGGAACUGAAAAAGAUGAGUAUCACACCGUUGCUAUUGCAGUCAACAAAACAUCAAUUCAAUUGCAGGUGCUCACUCCUACAGGAAAUGACAUACCACUCCGAACGGAAAGAACACGAGCUAUCCGCACAAAAAUAGAAAAGAAAAUAGAGGAACUGACAAAAACAUUUCAUGGACAUGUAGAUUACGAGAUAGGCUUCCCUUGUUCAUGUGAAACUACUCUCAUUACAGAAGAAGACGAAAAGCGUUUUAUUUCUGAAAAAGAACUUCUGAAAAUUUCUGUAGAGAACCCACCAUGCCCUAAGUGCAAAGUUCAUUCCGACAAAAGAAUAAACAAAAAGGAACUUUUGCAGAUAUGGGGGGAGAAUGAGCUGUAGGACCAUGCAAUGUUCUAUCUUUAGAAUAAAUCUGUAGCACUCGGUAACAUGUAAAGCAUUAGACAUGGGGACCGGACUUUCGGAUGCUGAAGUUCACAACGUUGAUGAAAAUGUUGAAUUGUUAACUGCAGAUAGGAAUAAACGUUGUAUAUAAUUGUAUCUUUAAUAUUUAAUAUUUCAGUUCAAGGGUUUACCUUGUAUUACAUAUAAGAUCAUAAGAUUGUAAGAUCAAUUUCAAUAUAGCUAUUAACAUUCUAUAAAGCAUAAAUAUUGAAUAUUUUAAUAUUUUAAAGGAAUAUAUAGUUGCUUAUUGCGAAAACACUGGCU